Molecule: messenger RNA, 573 nt
Organism: Coniophora puteana RWD-64-598 SS2
Lineage: Eukaryota; Fungi; Basidiomycota; Agaricomycetes; Boletales; Coniophoraceae
Exons: 1
Coding region: 1-573 (190 amino acids)
Source: RefSeq, a predicted model, not a curated record
AUGUCUUCACCACCACCAUCGUCCUCCUUCGCGAAGCGGUGUAGUAUCUUUAAUGGCGAUAAUCUUCGGCCCCUCUUCAAGUUUUCCCAGCUCACCCAACUUCAUUUCGAGGUCGUCUGUACCAUGACCUUGACUGACAAACUCGUCAUCGACCUCGGUCGCGCACUCCCCUGCCUAGAAGACCUCAUGCUGAACGGACUAUACGGCUGCCAAACACGUUCGAGCGUCACGUUUUACGGUCUCUUUUGGCUUCUGGCACUUUGCCCUCGCCUUUACGAAUUUGGCCUCGCCUUCGACGCCGAAGACCUUAGCGCUGUAAACCCUACCUCUGACGUCCCACCCGAGAAACGCGCUCCGAUACCUCCACCACACGACACGUCAGUGCUCUUCGUGGGCGACUCGCGAAUCAGGUAUCCUCGGAAAGUCGCUACACUCCUAAAGGACGUCUUUCCUCGCCUGAGUUCUAUCGCCUGUUGGAAAGAGAGUCCAGAUCUGCCGUUCGAUAGGGACCGAGCUGAGGAGGCCGAUUUGCACAGGUGGCGCUGGAAGAGGGUAGAGGAAUACAUGAAGUAG